AGCAGGGACCCCCGGCCCGGGCACGGCCCCAGCCCCGCCGGCCCCGCCGCCACCGCCGCCCCGCUGCACGCCGGGGCUGGCCGCGGACAGCGGGGCCGCCGCGCCGCAGCUUUGUUCGGGCAGCUCGCCCCUUCUCGGAGGAGCCGCACGGGGGAAGUCUUUGUGCGCGCCCUUCCCCCCCGGGCCAGGCGGGGGACAAUGUCUCAGCCCCGAGGCAAGAAGAGAAACCCUGGGCUGAAAAUUCCUAAAGAAGCAUUUGAGCAACCACAGACAAGCUCCACGCCACCCAGAGAUCUAGACUCCAAAGCCUGCAUCUCUAUUGGCGAGGAGAACUUUGAGGUGAAGGCCGAUGACCUGGAGCCCAUCUCCGAGCUGGGACGAGGUGCGUACGGGGUGGUGGAGAAGAUGCGGCACAUGCCCAGCGGGCAGAUCAUGGCAGUGAAGCGGAUCCGAGCCACGGUGAACAGCCAGGAGCAGAAGAGGUUGUUGAUGGACCUGGAUAUCUCCAUGAGGACGGUGGAUUGUCCCUUCACUGUCACCUUUUACGGGGCACUUUUCCGAGAGGGAGACGUGUGGAUCUGCAUGGAGCUGAUGGAUACCUCACUGGACAAAUUCUACAAGCAUGUCAUUGACAAAGGCCUGACGAUUCCCGAGGACAUCCUGGGGAAAAUCGCCGUCUCUAUUGUGAAAGCACUAGAACAUCUCCACAGUAAGCUCUCCGUGAUCCACCGAGAUGUAAAGCCCUCUAACGUGUUGAUCAAUACGCAGGGGCAGGUGAAAAUGUGCGAUUUCGGGAUUAGCGGUUACCUCGUCGACUCGGUUGCUAAAACCAUGGAUGCAGGAUGCAAACCCUACAUGGCUCCUGAGAGAAUUAACCCGGAGCUGAACCAGAAGGGGUACAGCGUCAAAUCCGACAUCUGGAGCCUGGGCAUCACCAUGAUCGAGCUGGCCAUCCUGCGCUUUCCCUACGACUCCUGGGGGACGCCCUUCCAGCAGCUCAAGCAGGUGGUGGAGGAGCCGUCGCCGCAGCUCCCAGCGGAGAAGUUCUCGGCGGAGUUCGUCGAUUUUACCUCGCAAUGCUUGAAGAAGAAUUCCAAAGAACGGCCAACAUACCCAGAGCUUAUGCAACAUCCUUUCUUCACCCUGCACGAAUCCAAAGAGACAGACGUCGCCUCUUUUGUCAAGCUCAUCCUGGGAGACUGAGAACUGGACUUGUAAAUGAAUUGCCCUUCUGUGGACUGGUGGGUGCAGGGGAGGGGCGCGUGGCAGGACUUGUCAUGGAAGCACCAACAGAAAGUCGCCGUGGUUUUGUUUUGUUUUGUUUUUUUAUUCUGAGAAACCCCCGCCUCGCCGAAGUUUUUUAAAGGGUUCUUUGGUAUCCAUAGUGACAUAGAACAAGCUGGUUAGUGAAAUGAAUUUUAAUAAGGUUGGUAACCUUAAAACAAAAACAAAACAACAACAACAAAUUUUAAAAGAGUGAUUUACAUAUUUAAUGACAGUCGAAGUCCCUCUUCCUAACUUGCUCCUCAUCCCCCUUCCCUUCCCCCUGAACCAGAAUUUGCUUUGUCAUGGUAAUAGGUGCUAUGGUAGUCAUGAAGUUGUAUGUAGAUUUAUAUUUUGUCCCUUCCAUUAUUUUAAUAUUUAUGUUAAGUGCUUGAUGGAAUAGAUUUCUGUUUUAUAUGAGGAUGAGUGCGUGGUGACGAUGAUGAUGCUAAAUGAGGCCACAGCAAGCAGCAGUCGUAGGGCUUUGCUGGGGACAAAGGUGUCAGAGGAAAAGAGGAAGAAGAGGAGAAGUGUCUCUGUUGUGGAAAAUAUUUAAUGUGCAUCGUAAAAGGAAUUUAUAAGCAAGACUUGCAGCCACUGGAGCUGCCCUCACAGAGUGUGAGGUGUAAGGGAGGGAGGUCCCGGUGCCCCUUCUCCAGACACCGCGCUCCGAGCCCUGCCUGGGGGGCACUGCCAGCCCCCAGCUGGGACAGCCCCUGCCCCCCAUCCCAGCCUCACACCGGGCAGGUUAUGGGGUCUGGAGGGGGAAUUGCUGGGCUGGUGUCUGGGACAAAAGCCCCAGAGGGAAGUAGGUUGUCGGAUGAGUUGCACAAAGGUGAGGAGGAGGCUGCCUGGUCAGUGCCCGCCUGCCCGCGGGCCCAGCAGCGUUGCAGUGCCCGAGGCUCCCUUGGGCUGGGGAUGAGCUGCUUUGGGCCUAAAAGGGAGUUCUUCUCUCCUUCUCCGGAUGGGACAGGGUCACAGGAUGCGUGGCACGAGGCCUGUGAUAAAUGGGAUACUUCAGAGUUGGUUUCUAGGGCUCUUGGCACUGUGUGGGCAGCAGUCCCUCCGUGCUUGCCCACACUUUGGGAGUGCUGGUGCUCCCCAGGAGCCCGUGCUGGCACGUGGUUUGGGCUGUGUCCAGCUCCAGCUGGGAUGCUGAAGGCAGGAGGGAGCACUGGGCUCUUGGCAUGGGCUGUAGGCAUGUCCUGUGGGAACUGCAGCCUGGAAACCAUGCAGGGACACAGCCCACCCCUACCAGGGGCUCCUUGCUGUUGGCUGUGUCCUUGGAGAAAAGCUGCCAGCCAAGGGCAGGAGAACAGGGGCUGUUGGGGUGGGAAGGGAGACACAGAUCACUCAGCCUUUGGGUCACACAGUUGCUGUCCAGAGAAAGGGAGGACUGUGCACUGUGAGGUGUUGCUGAGGCUGGAGCGAGGCUGCUCCAGCUUAACGCUGUUUGACUGAGCCACACCCGCCCAGCUGCCUCACCUGGCCAGGAGCUCCUUGGCCUCUUUCUCCCAGCCCUGUGAGAGGGCACUGCCUGUGCCUCGUGCCCCUCCACACGCUUCCCAUCCCCAUCCAUCGCUUUGGCACGGCCUCUCCGAGUCAAACCCCAGCUAGAAACAAGCCUUGCUCUGCAGUAUUUGUUGUGCAGGAGGUAACUCAGCCUGGGGUCCAGCUCUUGCUCUCCCAGUUCAGGCUCUCCAGUCUCUGCUGGUGAGGGCUGGGCUUCCGGAACAGACUGAGCACAUUUCGGGAAGCGAUCCCUUGGAAGGGCUGAUGGGGAGGGCAGAAUUUAAGAGCGGGGGUUCCCCAGUUUGGCACCUCCUGUGCUGGGGACGUGCCAACACUUUGAAAGGCGCACACAGACACCGCCAGUGCCUGGGCUGCCACUGGGAAGAGAUAGGAGAGCUUUGCUCACGGGGGUUUUUCAACCCUUGUGUCCCUCACGGGGGGCUCUAAGAGGGCUUGCAGGAGUUGGGGUGCAGCUCACAGGUCAUGCAGACUCUGGGGGAGGAGGUUCCCCUCCGUCCGCCUGCCCAUCCCUCGGCCACGCUGGGCUCCUCAUCCCGCCCUGUGCCGAGGGGAACCUUUCAGGUCACAUUUUGUGGCGGGUGAAACGCGAGGAUGUUUUACUUCACAGUGUAAUUUUAAGAGGCCUCGCAUGGCUCGUAAUCUGCCCUCUCAUAUUCCAUGGUGUGUCUGUGUGUGUGUUUUCUCUCUCUCACUUUCUCGGAGUCGCAGAGCUGUUUUGAUUGAUUGUCCUCAGCUGCAGCUAAAAGUCCAGCCAGCCAGUUUAUAGACUUGGUUCCAGCAUCAAUUCUCGCUUUGAAAAACAUGACAUUUAAAACCACCCUUUGGUUUUCCUACAUAUGGAUCUGAUGCCUUUGUUAAAGAUUGUUUUUGCCGCUUUUCUCCUGGAAUAUAAGUCUCAUUUGGACACCGCAUCUCCUUGACCUCAGAGCACCUUUAUUUCAGUGCCAUUGUAAUUGACAGGUUGAAUUUAUGAGAUACUGUCAAAGUUCAGUAUUAAUAGCAGAUAUUAAUGUCACCAGCGUUUUCCAAUAGAAAAUUAAUGUCAGUGUUGUCUGCAGCUAGUAACCCUCUAAAAGGAUUCCUACAUGCCUCCACACUGCAUGCUGAGUGCUUGCUUUUAUGCUUUCUGCUCUUGCAGUGCUUGGGCCCUCUAAUCCCUUUGUUUUAAUGACAUUACAAUAGGGCAGGCAACAAAUCACUUCCCUUCCCUGCUCAUUCUCCAUGACUUUGUUCCUGUAAAAGUCGUUUGCGUCAGCCCAGAGUAAGUGUGGAUCCGUGUGAGGAUGAGAACAGUGAUCUGAGGGAUCACCAUUGUGGAGGGGAGAAUGCAGAGGCUGUUGGUCUGUCCCUGCAUCCCUCGUGGCAUGUGUGGACACAAAGCUUGGCCUGACCCAGGGAUUUCUUAGAGAGAAGCCUGAGCUGGUGGCCUCGGCUCAGGGAACAGAGCCAGAGGCUCCUGUGUGCUUAAAAGCUCUGCAAAAACAUUGGGCUGGAAGAUGAAAGUCAGACUCUUCUUUCUCUCUGAGCUGACUGCAACCUCUGUGGAGAUGAAAAGCCUUUGGUCACUGCCCACAUCUUUGCUUGGCUGUAACACAAGCACAGCCUUGCCUUGGACAGAUAGGGUUGCUGGGACCUGAACAGCCAAGGUGCUGAGGCUUUAAGCUGUUCUUCAGAAAGCCCUUUUGUGUUCACACAGCACAGGACUGUGGGCAGCCUGUUGGAUUGCCCUGAACUGGGAUUUUUAAAGACACAGUAUCUCAUGCCAUAAACCUGAAAGAACCCAAACUCCACCAGGGAGCAGGGAGGAGAGCAAAGCUGCUGGAGCUCAGCACUGAGCUGUGGCUUGGACCAGCUGUGGAUGGAUUCCAGCACAGGGAGCCCUUGGCAGGGCAGGGAGGGUCCCUCUGCUCUGCCACAGGUUAUUGGGCUGCAGGAAAGAGGCACAGCCCGUCCAUGGGGAUCCCUGGGCGUGAUGUUCAUCCUCUUCUUUCCCCCCACCAUACAGCUCUUGAUGUUCCUGCAAUCUCCUGAAUGUUUGCCAUCACUACAGCUCUAAAGUGUCACUGGCAGGAAAGCUGUUUUCUGGGUCUCCAAGAGCCCACUGGCCCCUUAAAUCUGAAAGAGGAGUCAGAGGGCAUUUUCUGGUUACUGUUUUUAAACACCAGGUUCAUGCUGCUGCAGUGGGUGCAAUGCCCAUCACUUCUGGAGUUUUUUCCAGGUGUACAAACCCUUACACAGAUAUCUCUGUACUGUAUUUCUGUGUUUUCUCUGACUUGUGUCGGGUUUACUGGUGAGGAAGGAGGCAGCUCUGACUUGUUAAAGGGGUGGAACACCAUUUCUGGAGGCAGGUGGCCUCCCCUGUGUGAUGGAGGAGGCAGAUGAUGGGUCACUACUCAGAAAAAGCUCUCAAAAAAGAUUUGCAGUUGAUCUCCCUGUUCGUCAGCACGUGCUGUUGGGUCAGUGCUGCUGCUCCUUGGCGGGAAGGAGCUGCCAGACCCUUUGCCCAGGCAGGGAUCAGUGCCUGGUGCUGAGGGCAGACCCCAGCAUGCACAGCCUCAGCUGGGAUUUCUCCAUGCUGGCUACAAGCCAAGUGUGUACCUGCACAUUUCCCUUCUUCCCUGGACGUUCUGGAGGAGGAAAUCCUGCUGGGCUAACACAGCAUUGCUUUAGUGGCUGGUCUGAUGUAGUUCAGACAAGGUUCCCACCAGCUCCCUUGUUUAAUAGACCUCUUUUUUAUUAAAAACAACCCCCAAACUCCUCUCUCAGAAAAGCCAGCCAAGAUGCUCUUUUUUUUUUUUUUUUUUUUCCUUCUCUCUUCCAUCUUGUUCCUCUUAGAGGAACUCUGGGAGCCCGUCCUGGUGCUUUCACUCUUCCACAUGCCAAAGAUCGCUGCAUCCCUCUUAGUUACGCUCCUGCCAAACCAGAUCUUAUAGUCUUGCCUCAAAAAUCAUCCACUUCCCUGCUCCUUGGGGUUCCUUUUGUUGCUGUUGCUUUUUCAUUGAAUUUCCUCAUGUUUAUUGACAUGUCUAUUGUUGAGCUUCCUGGACACAUGCAGCUCUCUUUUUCGGAUACAGGGAAAGACAAAUAGUUGCCUUCACUGCUCUGCCCCUGCUGUUGGGGAAAUACUGUUAGUGAUAUGAUUCCUACAGAUGGGAUGGGUCUCAUUUAGAACUCGGAGGGUGUAAACUGGCAUUGCUCCAUUGGCUUGGCUGGAAUUAGGCCAGUUUUGUCCAGCUGAGAAUCUGUCCUUAAUGUCUAAACAGUUAUUACACACUAAUAAAGAUUAAUGAUUGUAAAUCCCCACGGAUUAUACAUAAAAUGGCAAGUUUUACUCAUUAAUCUUUAUUGCCAUGUUAUGGCUGUUUAUGUUAGAGGAGUCGCCUCUCUCUGCUCUGAACAUGCACUGAGGAGGUGGGGAGUGAGCACGGGGGAGAUGGAGGGUGGACAGAGCAGACCAGAUGUCCACAUGUUUUACAGUCUGUGUCCUCCCCCCAGGUUCCCUGUUUCCUUGAAAUCCGUUAACCAGCAGCAGCAGAGGAUGAAUCCCAGAGCUUUGUCUGCCUCGCUGGCCUCUGCCUGGGCUAUAAAAUCCAGAUUGUUUCUGGUGAGAAGGGAUCAGAUCUCCUAAUUAAUAUUUCAGCUCAGCCUUUGCUGGAGCAGAUGGAGAAUAUGAAAUUUGACAUGUGCUCUGGCAGCCCAGUGCUCCGCAGUGCUGGGAGAGUCUCUCUCCCGGGUUGUGGCUGGAGGAGAUGCUUUCUGGGCAGCGACAGGUUGAAAGGACACUGCUCCUUCACAUAACCCCACACCACAGAAACAGUGGAUUUUGUUAGUAAAUAGGGCCAGAAAAAGCUCAUUGAAUCUCAGUUUUUAGGUGUUUGCAGAUGCAUAUAGACACAGCCAGGAGCUGGUGGUGCCAGUCCAGACACAAAGGCCCAUGGGCUGUAUAAAAUGAUGAGGAGUCUAAAAGAGUGCAGUAAGCUUUAGUGGUGGAUUUAGUGGCAUAGGGGCAAAAUGAGUUCUCUGAUAGGCAGCUGUGUCAAUCCACCCUGCCGGGGGAAGGUCAGGAGCAGAAAGAGAGGGUGGGACACAGCCCCAGAUUCCAUUGAGGGCACAGCCUGCUGAGAGCAGCCCUUCUUUCCCCGUGUACUCCUUCAGGCUCAGAUCUGGGGGCAGUGGGCUUGCUCACAAGUCCCAGGUUGCCACUGCACCCCCAACUCCAGCAAGGAAAGCAAAAUCUAAAACCCAAAAGGAAACCCACAGGGAAGAAACCUACAAGUGAACCAUUACGUGUUGCUGCCGCGUGGCCUCGUGCGUCGCUGCUUCCCCGGCUGAGCUCCGACUUAAACCAUGGGAAAAGCACGGGAGAGGCCUCCGUAGCUGAGGGAGAAAUGGGUAAACAUUUUAAGGUGGUCUCUGACAAGCCUAAUGCUGGAAAUAUCUAAUUUACAGGCCACCAGGAUGAGUGGAUCCUUGAGGGGCCUGCGCAGCCGGCAGCGCCGUUCCAGCGGGAGCACUUGGGGCUGCAGGAUGUUUAUGACGUGGCCUCCUUUAGUGGCCCCCUGGGUUGCUGAAAAGCCCUUUGCCUCCAUCGACACCUGACUGAGUCUCAGUCACCUUCAUGGUUUAUGUUUUACUGUCGGGGGUUUUACUGGCAGGCUCUUUUCUCGGCGGUUGGUCAGAGCGCGGGGAAGGGAGAGGGGCCUCCAGCCGGCUCAGCUGGGGGAGAGGAAGGAGCCGCCUGUGCUCUCCAGUCCCUGCUUGAGGAGAAGCCACAAGCCAGGAGCUCGCUGCCCUGCAGGUAUCCAGCCGAAGCAGGAGCUUCUCCCUUCGCGCUGCCGUUCCCGUUAAAAAUCCCUGUGGGAAAGCGGAGCGGCUCCGGAGCUGCGGCAGCGUCGCUCCAGGGCGGCUCGUCCCUGCCAGCAGCCGGGAUGGGCCGCCCUUCCUUCCUCGAAAGGCUCUUGGUUUUCUCUAAAUGAUGGGGCAAGAGUCCAGCUGGGGCUGUGAGGUACCGCGAGGAUAAGCUGGGAAGAGCUUGGAAGCGCCUUAAAUGCUCUGGAAGUAGGGAUGGAAAUCUCAGAAGAUCAGACGCCUUUCGGCGAUUUCCAAAGCUCUAUGGUUUUAGCCAGACCUGAAAACCCUUCCUAGAAGUUUUAUUUCAGGGUAUUUUGAUCUGUUACUUUCACUUUUGGGCUUAGCUAAAUCCAGGAAACUCGGAAUGGUGUAAUUCUUGAAUGAAGACUAAACACACCCCAAGUAUUACUGAACCCGAUCAGGAGAGUUUCUGUUUGGUUUAUCUUACAGGAAUAAUUCAGGCCAGCUCGGAUUCAGUCUGCUUUUACCCCAGAUGAUUAUUAUUUUUGAGAAAAUCAGAGACCAGACCAUGGUCUUUCCAACAGGCUGUGACCCAUCACGCACCAAACGGUGCCAGAAGGUGGAUGGAGAUAAGUGCUGCAGGGAGAGGGGGCCAAUGUCUGAGGGCUGGAAGGAGCAGCCUGGCUGCAGGAGUGUCCAUGGCCUCCAAAAACACACAGAGAGACAGUUUCCCCAGAGGUUGUGUGAUGGAGGUGUCGGGGUCUGCCACGUCUUGGGUUUUUUCCCCUCUAGGAAAGAACAUCCAGCCAUCUCGGAGUGUCCUGGAACAAUAUCCAAAAGCCUUCAGUGUUUCUCAGCUCAGUUGUGUGGGAUUUUUUUUUUUCAGGAUGGAUGCUGUGAAAAGCCAGGAAGGGCCAGGUGUCCUUGAUUUACACAGCCAGAGCAGAGAGAUGUAGAUUAAGUGCCUCGUAGGAGCCAAAAAGGUGUGUUUGAAGAUGAAUUACAGUCUCUGUCGUAGCUGCUCAGCCAGGAUCAAGUUUUCCCACGUACAGGUGCAGCUGCAGAGCUCUCCGUCCAUGUUUAGCCCAGAUUUAGUCAUGAGUCUUGCAUAAACACCCACAGCAUGGACUGUGCCUUCUGGGGGGGAUUCUGUCAGGCUGGGGUUCAAAACAGAGUAUCACCAAACCCAGGAUUUGACUCCAGAUGCUCCCUUUAUAAUCUCUGUGUAAAGUGAAUUUCCAGAGUUCGGACACUGGUUUGCUUGCUCCAUAAUAGUGACUCGAGCAGCGUGUGCUUGGUGAGAGUUGUCCCUGGGCCAGGGGAAACAGUCACAACAUACAAAAUAGCUGGGAUUUUGCAUUUAUUUUUUAAUAGCAGUACAUGGCGGGGCAGCUGCUAAAUGUAGUUUCUUGUGAGCUGGAAAUGAGUUGGAGUAAAACUUGUCAUUUCUCGUAGUAAAAAAAAAAAAAAACAACAA
Molecule: messenger RNA, 9085 nt
Organism: Myiozetetes cayanensis
Lineage: Eukaryota; Metazoa; Chordata; Aves; Passeriformes; Tyrannidae
Gene: MAP2K6
Product: mitogen-activated protein kinase kinase 6
Exons: 12
Coding region: 199-1203 (334 amino acids)
Biological process (GO): protein phosphorylation; MAPK cascade
Molecular function (GO): MAP kinase kinase activity; ATP binding
Source: RefSeq, a predicted model, not a curated record